Molecule: messenger RNA, 552 nt
Organism: Fukomys damarensis (Damara mole-rat)
Lineage: Eukaryota; Metazoa; Chordata; Mammalia; Rodentia; Bathyergidae
Product: keratin-associated protein 13-1
Exons: 1
Coding region: 40-552 (170 amino acids)
Source: RefSeq, a predicted model, not a curated record
UCUCAGUUACACUCAGCCGAGCUCACACCUCCUCUCAACAUGACCUACAGCUGCUCCUCUGGAAACUUCUCCUCCCGCUCCUCGGGGGGCUACCUGCAGUACCCAGGCUCCUCCUGUGACUCUUCCUACCCCAGCAACCUGGUCUACACCACUCAUCUCCAGUCUCCCACCACCUACCAGCUGGGCUCCUCUCUCUCCAGUGGCUGUCAGGACACCUGCUGUGAACCCACCAUCUGCCAGAGGUCCUGUGUGGUGUCCAGGCCCUGCCCGACGUCCUGCUACCGCCCCUGGGUGCCCACGCUCUGCAGUCCCUGCCUGACCACUUACUCUGGAUCUCUGGGCUUUGGGUCCAGAAGCUGCCGCUCCCUGGGCUAUGGUUCUAGGAGCUGCUACUCACUGGGCUGUGGCUCCAAUGGCUUCAGACCCCUGGGUUAUGGAGCCCGUGGCUUCUCCUCCUUUGGUUAUGGAUCUGGGUUCUGCGGCCCAUUCUAUUCAGUUUUUAGGAGCUGUCAGUCUCCCUGUUACAGACCAACCUGUGGAUCAGGCUUCUAG